Molecule: messenger RNA, 3018 nt
Organism: Klebsormidium nitens
Lineage: Eukaryota; Viridiplantae; Streptophyta; Klebsormidiophyceae; Klebsormidiales; Klebsormidiaceae
Source: the annotation of a GenBank genome assembly
AUUCCUUUGACACAAGAAAUGGUCCAUAUCCCUAUAACUGCUUUCUACACAGUCUUCCAGACUGGAGGCGGUGCCAAUGGCUUGCCUGCCCGUGACACAUAGCGGCACUGCAUGCAUGCAACUUAUGCAAGACCCUGUGUGUCAAGAUCAGGGCCGCACUAAGAGACUCCGAAUAUUUCGUCCUUUCGCAUGCAGCCUUGACUGUCAACGAGAAUUGAGGAAGAAGCUGACUAGCGAAGCCUGUGCCCCAGACAGUGUGCCCCCUGUCAAAUCCCGGAAUCCUCGUCGUUAAGCCGUCUCGCAUAUGCAAGCUAGCCCGAACUUGCCAAGUUGGCAGACUGCAGAUCUGAGAAAGGGUGGGUCUCUGCAAGCAAGGAUGAAGAAAUUAUGCACUGAUCAAGCACUUCCUUGGCGCCAAACUCCGGCGAAUAGGUAUGUGACCAGGAUACAGAGGCAAUAUAGUGGCCAACAAAUCAGCUGCUUUCACAGCAGCACUUCCAAGUUUUCCUUCUCACCAAGCCACCACCAGACUCUUCCCCCCGCCCGCAGUGCUUGUUUUUCAGAAGUUCUACUCAGCCUAGCAGCCUGACUCAGUUCAGAAAAGCUGCGGGGUAAGCGGCGCUGCCACUAUCGAGUGGAGCAGCAGGGGAGCGGUGCUUACUUUGUUUAGCAGCGAAGCAGGCUUGAGGUGUCGCUUACGCAAGCAGCGAGCUAGCUGGCCUGGUUUCUCCCGUCGUAGAAAGUUUUGUCUACUGACUUCAACGCAAGCCUCAAGGCUGCAGCUCUGCUUAUUGAUCUUAGUGUAGUAGCUUCUCCCCAGCUUGUGUUUGUAGAACACUGAGUUUCUAGCAACUAGCUGCACCUUGGACCAUUCAACAAGUGGAGCCUUGGGAGAUCAGAGAAAGGCUCCCCAGCUGGAGCACAAAGCCACCACCAAUCCUUUGCUCAUUCCCUUAAGUACUUUGCGAGUAGAGUGAUCCAGCAAAGAUGUUGUCAGUAGUGUCCAGCGCGCUCGAUGCCGCCGACAGCCCCACAGCGAAGACUCUCGUCUCCAAAACAUUACCCCAGUCCAAAUUCCGUCCCCUUCUCGGUAUACUCGCUGCGGGUAUUCUUUGCACGACGCUCAUCCUUUCCCGCGAGAUCCUCCAGAGCCUCACCCAGGGCAGCCAGGACGGAUCCCCUACGGACGACACUUUCUCUGAACUUGAUUUCAUUGCGAACACACGGGCGGCUGCGAAUUUGACGGAGGAACAGUGGCUGAAAGAGUAUAAGCAUUACUAUGGGACGAAUGUGUAUAAGAUCCGGGCGAAAUUGUUGGCGGAGCGGUUGAAGAAGCUGGGAGCGCCACUUGUCAAGUUUUCAACUGGGGAGGAGAGCGAGGCGCCGGCAGCGCCGUAUUGCCAGCAGCGGGACAUUGACAACCCACCAAGCACUGAUCUCUCCAUCGCCCCAGGGGCCUUUGUCCGGAAAGUGUACGACGCGGUGCUGUUUCUGAACGAGCUGGACCUGCUGGAGAUGCGCCUCAUGGAACUGGAGAACGUCGUGCACAAGUUUGUACUCGUCCAGUGCCCGCUGACGUUUAUGAACCACGAGCGGCCCCUGACUGACGUCACCAAGCUGGAGCGGUUCCGGCGCUGGUGGCCCCAGAUCGAGAACGCGUACUGCGAUCUGGAAACGUUCCCGAAAGACGCCCCGAGCGCGUGGGACCGGGAAAGACACAUGCGCGACGUGCUUUGGGAUGCGGUUAAGGGGCGGGUUACCAGUGAAGACCUGGUCAUGACUGGCGACCUCGAUGAGUUGCCCAAGGCCCACGUGGUCCACGCGCUACGUCAGCAGAGAGACGCGAAGGCUUUCCCCGUGAUCCUGCGCAUGCCAUUGUGGCGCUUCACCUUCGCGUGCAUCGACCGCGACUGGAAGGACGACAAGCAGAUGUGGCCAGGGACCGUCGUGACGAUAGGCAAGUUCGCGCACGGCGGCCACUGGGACACCGACUGGGCGCAGCUGCACGCCGACGGGAACACGGUGCGCGCGAAGCUGCGCAACAAGUUCUCCACGGACAUUCCGUCGAACCACGUCAUCGACUGCGGCGGCUGGCACUGCAGUUCUUGCCUCCCGCUCGAGCACUACGUCACCAAGGUCUCCGAGUACAGCCACGCGUCGGAAGUCAGCAACGACUACCGGGACCAUGACGUGGUGCGCGAGACGGCCGCCACGUGUAUGUUCGGGGUGCUGUACCGGAUGCGGUCGACCGAGGGGUUACCUCGAGGGAUUGUGGAAAACGCGGACCGGUACGGAUACAUGCUACCGGUGUAGGUCGGGGAACUCUACCGGUAUGGGUACAUGCUUCGGGGAUUCUUGCUGUCGUAGGUACAUGCUUCUCGCAUAGGGGAGGGGGAGUCUACCGGUGUGGUUACGUGCUUCCCGUGUAGGCUGGGAGUUUCUACCGUUCUGAGGUCAUGCUCCCCAUAUAGGUCGGGGGACUCUACCGGUAUAAGGACGUGCUAUCCCUGUAAGCCGAAGGAGUUUACCGGUAUAGGGGCGUUCUUCCCGUUUAGGUCGGGGGACUCUACCGGUCUGGGUAGAUGCUACAGGUGGAGGCCGGGGACUUCUACCGGUCGGCUUGCGGUUGCCGGCAGAGCGUCCUGGACUCAGCAAAAUUUUGCAUUCGAAAUACACUGCAACCGACCUUCGUACCGGGAGUUUUAGAUCCCUUUAUAGCUCGUCGCUACACAAGCGAAGCGCGCGCCGGAAAGAGUUACGCUCGGUUGAACAACUGUAAACUGUUCUCCUUUAGAACGUCGAUCACAAAGGCUGAGCUGCCCGCAUGCAAUUGCUUCACAAACACGCACGAAGACAGUGAUAACUCGAUUUUUGUUUGCAAUAAGGGCGUCAGCGCUCGUCAUCCACUUCAUAAACAUCCCCAUGGUGAUUUGAGAAGAAGGGUUUUUGGCAACAGACUCUGAACAGACCGCGACUUUUUUGAAAACAAUACGGUGUAAGUCGAAAGGUAUUACCGAU